AUGACAUCAACAACAUCAACAACAUCAACAUCAACAUCAACAAAUAAUAAUAACAAUAACUAUGGACGUGGCAAUGUUGAACUUAAGGAUAGUGUUGGACUUGGACAUCCUAGAAUGUUAGCAAACUCUGCGAAUAGAAUAGAGGAACAAUAUGUACUCAGCUUACUUGCCAAGGCCAAAGAUCCACGUCAUCCCAAACUAGGAGAGAUCAUCUCAGUGUUUGAUAAGCUUGUAGAGUUGGCCAAGGUCGAUAUAAUGUCGUUGACAAAGCAGAACUUUGAUUACUUUCACAUGUUCAUGAACGUCUUGCUAGAGCUGCCGGCGUUCUCAUUGAGCGACAAUAGAGAUCUUCAUAUGAUGUUACUAAAGAAGUUGAACGGUCUGAUAUUCUCAAACAUUCUGGUGCAGACCUAUUGUUGUAGCGAUCGCUGGAUCAUCAAACUGCUCAAUCUACUCAUUGGAUGCACGCGUGACUCUGAUGUCAUUGGCGAGAUAUCCAUCACAUUGCAAAUACUCUGUUGUUUCAACAUCACUCCCAAAGAGCUCAAGUACCUCUUCCGUCUAAUGGAGAGUGUCGGUGAUGAACGUCCAUUCUAUUGGAGUGUACUGGUCGAGGUACUUGAGUACAUACUGCGACCGCGACAGGGUCCAGAUUCAUACUUCAACUUCAAUCAGAGUAAUGGCGGACUGAUGAUUCCAGAGAAGGUUCCAUUCGAUGGAGGAUAUACAUUCAGUUUGUGGAUCAAUGUGGAGGAUUUUGUCGAUCUGCGCUACGCUCCCAUCUUGUACAGCUUCUUCACAGAUAUUGAGACGGGCUUUGAAUGCAGCUUCCAAGGCCACUCACUACGCUACUCUGUCAAGACCAAGAACAAGAGCGCAGUGCAAAAGUCGCAGUUUGUCUUCCACCCCAAGCGAUGGUACUACAUCACGAUCGCACACGAGUACUUCCUGUUCAAGAAGAGUCAGCUGUCGUUCUUUGUCAAUGGCAAGCUGGAGGAGAAGAUCCCCCUGCUCUACCCGCGCAACGACACGACCUACACGCGCUGCCAUGUCGGCAACUCAUCGACUCUGAACGCUGGCUUCAUCGGACGCAUGGGCUCAAUACUGAUGGUGAACGAAGCAAUGACGCCCGUCGAAGUGCAGGCGCUCUACAACCUGGGCAAAGACUACACCCUGGUCAUCGAGAAGCUGCCACGCGAGGGCACCAUUGGCAUAUUCAACAACGAGAUGCACCUCGAGUCGCGCAAGAUCAAGGUGUUGUUCAUGUACUAUCCAAAGGCUACCGACAAGGCCCUGUGCUUCGAUAUUUCCAGCGGCGAGCUGCCGCAUGCCGCUACGAUGGAGGGCGUCAACAUCAUCAAGACUACUUCGCCCAUCGACCAGCUAUUAUACGUGGGCGGACUGCCUAUGAUAUACCCACUGUUCUCACAGCUAGGACAUCCGAUUAACGGCAUCGACACUAUGCCAGCCGACAUCAACGAGCAGACCACAAUCACAUCCACAUUCAUACAGUACAUCACCAUCCCAAACAACUCGACACAUAGCCCCAUCGCGAUAUUCCCGCGACCCACCAACUUUGGCCACCCAUCGAUCGUGUUCCGCCUGCUCAACACAAUCAUCGAGAACAAUGCAGUGUUCCUCGAGCAGAUCGUCGAGACACAGGGCUUCCAGACCAUCUCUUUCCUGCUGCAGUCGCUGCCGUCCAGCGCGCCAUUCUGGACGCCUGACGACAUUGAGACGCUGAGUCGCCUGCUAUCAUACUGCGCGUCCAACCCCUCACUCUACACGCUGUCAAUCGAGCAUCUCAUUUUCCGACUGUUCCAGCUCUGGUCCAACACGCACACACUCACACAGAUGGCCCUGUUUGAAGCGAUCAGACUGCGAGUCCAAAACAGCGCAGCAUUUUGGCGUGGCAACAUCAGAGUGGAGCGAUGGUUGGAGAUCAUGAAGCGUUUCUACACGCUUGAGAUGGUACUCCCAAGCGAGCAGACACCAACAUUUAUCGCCACAACAGAGAGGAUCAAGCGAUCGCGAUCGCAGAUCAUUGUAAUAUUGCGCGAGAGUUGUAUGCCGGUGUUCUCCAUGCAGGAGACGCGCUGGCUGGCGCUCUACCUCAAGGAGUCCACCGUGGAGAAUCAGGACGACAUCACAAAGAUGCUGGAGGACAUGCUGCCCGCGCAGCACCUCAACUUCACCGCCAAGGAUCUGUUCUUUGGCGAGCUCAUCAACGACCAGCCCAAGCCCAUCCAGCAGUUUGGCCCCACACAGAUCCCAUUGCCCAAGCACCUGGCCUAUUUAUGGGACAUUGACGUUACGGAUGAGAUGGCGCGACGCAGCGAACUGGUGCCUCUCGAUGAGAAGCACGCAUAUUUAUUGUAUCGCCACUGGAUCAAACUGCGACGCACGAGAGCUGGCAACCUGAGUGGUGCCAAGGUGAAGAAGUCAUUGGAGUUUAGCACACAGACACUGUACAACAUGCCACUGAUAUAUCGUCUGAAGGAGUUGGGCAUACCAAACACACACGCGGCUGCUGCCUCAUCCAGCGCGUCAAUGGUCACAUCGACAAUGUCACCCACGACCAUGUCCCCUACUACCAUGUCGCCUGCAACAAUGUCGCCGGCCAUGUCUCCGUCGUCCUCUCCGCCACGACCAAACAGCCUGCUGAACAGGACUGUGUCAUCAUCAGUUCAAAGCCCAGGCGCCAGCAGUAGUGACCCCUUUGGACAGAACGCGACAUCCCUGGUAGAUUACGAGGACACGACCGUAGUACGUUGGAAACUGGACCGCUCCGAGGGUCCAGGUCGCAUGAGACGCAAGCUCAAGCGCAACUACCUUGGCUCAGACUACAAGGGAUUGUCCAAACAGAACAAGUUUGGAAGGAAUAGACGUGCUAUCGUGGACAUCUAUACAUCGGACAGGGAUCGCUACUACAUCGAUCAUGACUCUGGCGAUGGCCUGGGCAGCAUCAUUGUUCGACUGCGUCUCGACCCACUACUAGACCCCAACACAACACUUGCUAUCGAGCGACAAUUGGGAGCCUCCAACUCAUUGUUGGGACUGGACCAGCAACAAUUGGACACAUCUGUGUCAGGCAGUGGCAAUACGAAUGCGCUCCAAUCACCUGGCAUCACACGACAGGACUCGACCAUUGACAAGUCAUCACUGAUGAGAACACCCACCAAGCUACAGCAUCAACACUCAAUACUCAACACCAGCUCACCGAUCAAGAACAGUCUGUCGGAGACUUCGACGCGCGACCUUUUGUCCCAGUCUCAGCAACUGCAACAGCCAGAGAAGAUUGUUGGCGUGUAUCAAUGUGGCAUGGUCACGCCCAUCGGCUUGAUCAAGGGAGUGCUGUCACUCACAACCCUUCAGCUCUGCUUUGACAAGUCACCGCCUCAGAUCGACGAGGUGACGGGCAAACUGACGCUGGAGCCAGACCACGGAUGCGUGCGCAUCAAGAACUACUACACAUUCAAGGUGAAGGAUCUGCUUGAGAUACAUCGUCGACGCUACCUACUGCGCUGGAACGCCAUCGAGGUGUUCCUGCACCACAAGAGCUACAUGUUCACGUUCGCCUCGGACAACGAGUCGGUGCAGGUGUUCAACAAGAUCACCGGACUUCACCCGCCGCAGCUCAAGGUCAAGCACGCAGACUCGCCCUCCAAGCUGAUCAAGCGACUCAACUACACCCAACGCUGGAAGAACCGUGAGAUCAGCAACUUUGAGUACCUGAUGCAUCUCAACACGAUCGCCGGUCGCACGUACAACGACACGUCACAGUAUCCAAUCUUCCCACAGGUGGUCGCGGACUACCACUCAGAGCACCUCGACCUCACCAGCGACGCAUCGUUCCGCGACCUCAAGAAGCCGAUUGGCGCGCUCAACCAGCAGCGUCUGGACACACUCAUCCAACGCUAUCACUCGUUCAACGAUGCAGAGAUCCCUCCAUUCCUGUACGGCAGCCACUACAGCAACUUUGGCAUCAUCGCCUACUACCACGUGCGUCUCGAGCCCUUCACCUCCUACCACCUGUCGCUGCAGAGCGGUGUGUGGGACCACCCGCAGCGCAUGUUUGAGUCGGUGGACCGCAUGUGGGACGGCGUGACCAGUCCCAACCUGGCCGACGUCAAGGAGCUCACGCCCGAGUUCUUCUACAUGCCUGAAUUCCUGACCAACAACGAGCACUUCCAGUUUGGCUUCCACAACAGCACGUCAGGCGACCUCAUCCUGCCACCAUGGGCGCACGAGUCGCCCGAGCUCUUCAUCCAGAAGAACCGCGAGGCGCUCGAGUCUGAAUACGUCUCGAUGCACCUCAACCACUGGAUCGACCUCAUCUUUGGUUACAAGCAGAAGGGUCAGGCGGCAGUCGAAGCCAACAACGUCUUCUUCCAUCUGACCUACGAGGGCAACGCCGCACUCAACAAAGAAGACCCCGAAGAGCGACGAUCAGUCGAGUCACAGAUCAAAGAGUUUGGCCAGACACCACCACAACUCUUCACCAAGCCACAUCCAAAGCGCAAGACUCUCAAAGAGCUCGACCGUCCACAAAUCGACAUACUCACCAAGUUUGCCAACCUCUUCCCCAACGCGCUACAAUUGGGCGCGGCGCAGGCGCAAGCCAAUGCAGCCAAUGCCGACACAGACACAGAUCAGCAACAACAAUAUCCAUUCAAGAUACUCAAGACCAACAGCUGUCUGCCACUCGUGCACAUUGGCGCAUGCUCAGACAGCGACACAAUCGUACUGGUGUACCGCGAUGGUGUGCUGGCAGUCAAUCAGUUCGUGCCGACACCCUCCAACAACCUACCAUUCACAUUCGACAUUGACAAGACGCUGUCCACGUACAAGGAGAAGCAGAUCGACACGCUGUUCAUGUCAGACUCGGUCACAUGCAUCAGCAAUUGUUUCGUGAUGACGCCCGACGGCAAGAUGCUGUUCUCCUGCGCCAACUGGGACAGCAUCUUCAAGUGCUGCAACAUCCAGAACGGCAAGAUACAUCGCAUCUACCGCGACUUCCACCGCGGCAUGGUCACAUGCAUAUCGAUGGGCUCGAGCGGCCACACGCUGGCCACGGCCUCGACCGAUACCACCAUCCUUGUGUGGGACGACGUGUCCGCGCUGAUCAAAGAGGCAAAGACCAAGCCCGCAUACCGACUGUGCAGCCACGACGAGCCAGUGCACUGCAUCGACAUCAACGAGGAGUGGGACCUGAUUGCCAGUGGCUCGCAGGACCGCAAGUGCAUUCUGCACACACUACGCACUGGCAACUAUGUCCGCACGAUGCUACACAAGGGCGCCGUAGAGAUUGUCAAGAUAUCGACCGUGGGCCAGACCAUCAUUUCAUACUGCUCCAUGAACUACUUGUACGUCCACUCAUUCAAUGGCAAGCUUCUUAAGAUGGAGCAGUGCGACGAGCGACUAUACGACCUCAAGCUUACUGGCGAGUCGGUCAAGAAGGGUGGCGUGCUUGGCGUUGGAGACUCAGUGCAAUUCCUGGUGACAGGAGGCACUCGUGGCGUCAAGGUUCGCAGUCUUCCCGACCUCACCAUUGUAAACAGCUUUGACAGUCCGACCACUAUCCGAACGGUUGCACUUGUGGCGCGUGAGAAGUACAUGAUGAUAGGUCUGAACGAUGGCAAUCUAGUGAUCAUUCCAUUCGAGACAUCAGUCUAA
Messenger RNA from Acytostelium subglobosum LB1, 5676 nucleotides. RefSeq lists its product as hypothetical. NCBI's taxonomy places the organism in Eukaryota, Evosea, Eumycetozoa, Acytosteliales, Acytosteliaceae. Gene Ontology annotation, molecular function: protein kinase binding. The coding region runs from base 1 to 5676 and encodes 1891 amino acids. The record is from RefSeq and is a predicted model, not a curated record. Gene Ontology annotation, cellular component: membrane; cytosol. Gene Ontology annotation, biological process: intracellular protein localization. The transcript has 3 exons.